GCAACAUGGUGGAGUGGUGUUUACCCCAAGAUAUUGAUUUGGAAGGUGUGGAAUUCAAAUCCAUGGCAAGUGGGUCUCACAAAAUCCAGUCAGAUUUCAUUUAUUUCCGGAAAGGGCUCUGUUUUGGCCUGGCCUGCUUUGCCAACAUGCCUGUGGAGAGUGAGUUAGAGCGUGGUGCCCGUAUGAAGUCCGUGGGGAUUCUCUCCCCUUCCUACACCCUGCUAUAUAGGUACAUGCACUUCCUGGAGAACCAGGUCAGACACCAGCUGGAGAUGCCAGGGCACUACUCCCAUCUAGAGGCAUUCUAUGAUGACAAGAAAGGAGUUCUCCCUGACAGCAAGGGCACCUCUCAGCAACCUGUCCACUGGCUGCCAUCCAUCCACAGAUACAUGUACCCAGAGAUGAAGAUCACACACCCUGCUGGAUGUAUGUCUCAGUUCAUCAAAUUCUUCGGUGAGCAGAUCCUUGUCCUCUGGAAGUUUGCCCUGCUGCGCAAGCGCAUAUUGAUAUUUUCACCGCCCCCAGUUGGAGUUGUCUGCUAUAGAGUGUAUUGCUGCUGUUGCCUUGCCAAUGUUUCUCUGCCUGGUCUCGGAGGAACUGUCCCAGAGUCCAAACCAUUCUUCUAUGUGAAUGUGGCAGACAUAGAAAUGCUGGAGACAGAAGUAUCAUAUGUGGCCUGUACAACAGAAAAGAUCUUUGAGGAGAAACGGGAUCUCUAUGAUGUCUAUGUGGACAACCAGAACGUGAAGACACAUCACGAGCAUCUGCAACCACUCCUGAAAAUUAACAAUGCUGACAAGGAGAAGUACCGACGGCUCAAUGACCAGAGGCAGAUGUUAAUGUAUUCUCAAGAAGUGGGUGAGGACUGUAGCUCCUGUGAAGAGGACCUUUUCAUCUUGUUUUUCAUGGAGCAGAACAACCGCAUAUUUCAGACGCUGAUGGAGGUGUCAGCCAGCCAGGACAAGACACUGACAGCUGACCAUGCACGAGGCAUGGGCCUGGAUCCCCAAGGGGAUCGAAGUUUCCUUAUGGACCUACUGGAAGUGUAUGGCAUUGAUGUUAUGCUAGUCAUCGACAACCCCUGCUGCACUUAA
Messenger RNA from Tauraco erythrolophus (red-crested turaco), 1094 nucleotides. The record is from RefSeq and is a predicted model, not a curated record. NCBI's taxonomy places the organism in Eukaryota, Metazoa, Chordata, Aves, Musophagiformes, Musophagidae.